Molecule: messenger RNA, 2338 nt
Organism: Lingula anatina
Lineage: Eukaryota; Metazoa; Brachiopoda; Lingulata; Lingulida; Lingulidae
Source: RefSeq, a predicted model, not a curated record
ACAGCUGUUAAGAUGGCGUCGAAACGAUUCCACGGAGUCUUUCAGUUAUCAUGAGCUAUUGCUUUCCCAAAAGCCUGGUGGAUAGAGGCUUAUUUUUCAACAGACAGAAAUGCGUGGGUCCAUCAUGAUUCGGAAAAUAAGAUGUUACAUUGAUCUUACACAGACGAACUUAAUGUCACUACUCUACAGGAGAUGGAAGCCCGCCUUGGUAACGCUGUCAGUGACGCUCCUGCUGCUUCAACUCUUACUCUAUUCAAAGAGGUAUCACGUCAGGCGCGCCUCUACGCGCGUGUUUUCUCUCAGAAAGACGCCCAUGCAAAGUGAAGCAUAUUUGGUCGAUACGAGUGGUUGUAAAAUACCGAAUUUAGAUCCAUUUGACAAGUCUAUUCGGAAACUGGUGCAUAAGGGACAUAAAUUACAUUGCACCGGCCGUUUUGCGCCUUUAACGUAUAAAGAAGGCAAUAAGAUCAAAGUGAAUAAGACGGUUGUGGGCAGGCUACAGCUAACAGACGCCGCCGAACUCCAAUGUCAGUAUCAAGCCAUAGUAAGGGUAACCCCUGAAGAUAAACAUGGAUAUUCGUUCAGCUCAACGGUGGUUAUUUUCAAAGACGAAAUCGAAGUGUUUGAGGAGUUUGUUCGAGUAAUGUGUUUUCGGGGUCGUAGGUCGAUUUACAUCAACUUUUAUGCAUUCGUGCAAGCGGAGUCUACAUACACCGAACGACUGUUGCACAAGAAAUUUAAGAAUCAUUUGAAACGUCAUAAGAUAAAAGAAACUCUCAAUGUUAUCAUGAUUGGAGCAGAUUCUGUGUCUAGACUAAAUCAUAUCCGACAACUGCCAAAAACAAGGAAAUAUCUUUUGGAAAAGUUGAAUGCUGUUGAAAUGUUAGGCUAUAACAAGGUAGCUGACAACACGAUGGUAAAUUUGAUCCCUAUGUUCACGGGGAAGUUCACAGAAGAGCUCCCUUGGAACGAAACGCUUCGGAACGAAUCUUUUGAUAAAUACCCAUUUGCCUGGAAAAAUUAUUCAUCGGCGGGGUAUAGGACGCUCUACGCAGAAGACGCCCCCGAAAUUGCGAUAUUUAACUAUCACAAACUGGGUUUCCACGAGCCACCAGCUGACGCUUACCUCCGGCCGCUUAGUUUGGCAAUGGAAGCUGAACCGAUGCUUUGGAACAAAAUCCACCAUUGCGCGGGGGAUCGCUUAGAGACGAAUAUUGUCCUUAAUUACGUGUCUGAUUUUGUAAAACUUCACAAAAGCAAGCCAUUUUUUGCGUUCUCUUUUAUAACGCGUCUCACACACGAGGACAUUAACGAAGCAAGAGCGGCAGACGAUCCACAUCUGGAGUUCUUUCGGGGUUUGCACGAGGAUGGAACCUUAAAUAAUACUGUGCUUAUCUACUUCAGUGAUCAUGGGGUGAGAUUUGGACGUAUUAGAUCUCGGUUCGUAGGAAAACUAGAAGAGCGUCUUCCAUUUCUUUUCAUCGUUUACCCGCCAUGGCUUUACAAGAAAUAUCCACAAAUGGUGAAGAACUUGCGCACAAAUUCCCAAAGACUGACUACACCGUUUGAUAUCUAUGAGACACUCAUGGAUCUGCUAUACUUUUCUGACGAUGUUUCACAUAAAUCUAGGAGUUGGGGAUUGAUUAAAGAUCGCGGUGUGAGCCUUUUCCGAGAAAUCCCAGAAAACCGUACUUGUGAAAAGGCUGAGAUUUUACCACACUGGUGCACGUGCCAAAAGCAAGUUCCAGUGAGCGUUUCAGGUAACAAAGUUGUUCGCGCGGCUGAUACUAUUGUGCGACAUAUCAAUCAUCUGCUGGGUGACAGUUUGAAAUCAUGCCAUAAAUUGUCUCUAUUCAAAAUACACGAUGCCUACAAGUCGGACGCAAAUGACAAAUUCUUGCACUUUCAGGAAAGUAUAAACGAUGUAAUUGAUCGUCGGGUUAUCUUUACUGAUAGGACUGAGAGUGUCGCGCACUAUCUUGUUACUCUUGAAACCAAGCCAGGCAAUGGCCUGUUUGAGGUCACUGUCAGACACCACGAGCUCAGCGACAGUUACGCGGUGGUAGGGGACCUAAGCAGAAUUAACCGCUUUGGUGAUCAGUCUGCUUGCAUUGACAUUCCUUUGCUGAAAAAGCUAUGUUAUUGUAAAUAAAUAGAUAUCAUUAUUUUCAUUUUUUAUUCAUUUUCACUGAUGGAAAGCAUAUUUGUCGUCUGCAGUAUGAUCAUGCCAAAUUAUGCCAAUAUCAGGAAUUGUCUCUAUUAAAUAUUAUCAAUGUAUGUAAAUUUUCACAAGUUCAGAAGAGCAUUUGUAAAAUUUCUUCUUUUUUCACAAGCUCGA